Phanerochaete carnosa HHB-10118-sp is the source of this 971-nucleotide messenger RNA. RefSeq lists its product as uncharacterized. The record is from RefSeq and is a predicted model, not a curated record. Lineage: Eukaryota; Fungi; Basidiomycota; Agaricomycetes; Polyporales; Phanerochaetaceae. Gene Ontology annotation, molecular function: syntaxin binding; soluble NSF attachment protein activity. Gene Ontology annotation, cellular component: SNARE complex; vacuolar membrane. Bases 29 to 898 code for a protein of 289 amino acids. The transcript is spliced from 4 exons. Gene Ontology annotation, biological process: intracellular protein transport; SNARE complex disassembly.
CCACUCUUGAUUCUGACUUCCCAUAAACAUGCCCUCCAAGUCACCAGCACAGGCCGCUCUCGAGAAGGCCGACAAGAAGGCUAACUCGUCUUCAGGAUGGUUUUCCUCCUCAUCGUCGAAGUAUGAAGAGGCUGGUGAUCUCUACCAGCAAGCUGCCAACCUCUUCAAGAUGGAGAAGCUCUUCAGGGAAGCGGGCGACGCGCACGCAAGAGAAGCGGAGUGCCGCGAGAAAUGCCAGGAGUCUAACGAAGCGGCGCAAGCGUGGUGGAAUGCGGCAAAGGCUUAUAAGCGUGGUCACCCAGACUUAGCCAUCCAGGCUCUGUCGCAGACGAUUACCCAUCUCACAAAGGCUGGACGCUUCCGUCAAGCAGCCGAUCGCGAGAAGGAGAUUGGUCAGAUAUACUUGCAGGAGCUGAAUGAUCUCCGCAAGGCAUGCGAGAGCUAUGAGCGAGCCGGAGAGUGGUAUGCUCAGGAGGAUGCUCAAGCCACCGCCAAUGCUUGCUUCAAGGAUGCAGCGGACCUUCACGCAGACCUCGAGGAGUACCCUCAGGCGAUCGCACGAUAUGAACAAGUGGCUGAUGGCUCAUUAAGCUCUGCCCUGACGAAGUACAGCGUCAAAGAAUAUUGGCUCAGAGCGUGUCUAUGUGCACUUGCGAUGGGUGACCCUAUCACUGCCAAGCGGAAUCUGAGCAAGUAUUCGUCUCUUGACACAACAUUUUCCUCUACGCGCGAAGCGAAGUUCAUUAACAUUAUCACGGACGCUAUAGAGGCAGGAGACAUGGAAACGCUCACCGCUGCUGUUUAUGAGUACGACCAAGUCAUGAAGCUCGAUAAUUGGAAGACGAAUAUCCUCCUGAAGAUUAAGAAGGGUAUCCAGGAGGAGCCUACUAUCAUAUAGAAUAUUGCUUCUCUAUCUCAAUAGUUCAUACCAUCUUAUUUGUACCUCACCUUAUACUAGUGACGUGGAACAU